AUGGCUUUUGUAGCAGCAUUACUUUUGAGUUCAGUAUUAUAUUUCUCUGCCUUUUCACAAGGGAAUGCUCUGAGUUUUAAUUACUACACUAAAACAUGCCCUGAUGUUGAAUAUGUUAUUGCACAAGUUGUCAGGAAAGCAACCAUGAAAGACAAAACUGUCCCUGCAGCACUGCUCAGAAUGCAUUUCCAUGACUGUUUUAUAAGGGGAUGUGAUGGUUCUGUGUUGCUGAACUCAAAAGGGGGAAACAAAGCAGAAAAGGAUGGACCUCCAAAUGUUUCACUGCAUGCAUUUUAUGUAAUUGACAGUGCAAAGAAAGCAGUUGAAGUUAUCUGCCCUGGCAUUGUCUCUUGUGCCGAUAUAUUGGCCUUAGCUGCUAGAGAUGCUGUUGUGCUGACUGGAGGGCCAACAUGGGAGGUUCCUAAAGGAAGAAAAGAUGGAAAAAUAUCACAAGCCAGAGAAACUAGACAAUUGCCAGCUCCAACCGUCAACAUUUCUCAACUUCAACAGAGCUUUUCUCAAAGAGGUCUUUCCAUGGAAGACCUUGUGGCUCUUUCAGGUGGGCACACUCUGGGUUUCUCUCACUGUUCAUCCUUCCAGAAUAGAAUCCACAACUUCAACUCGACCCACGACAUUGAUCCGACCCUUCAUCCAUCCUUUGCAGCAAGCUUAAAAAGCAUUUGCCCCAUCAAUAAUAAGGCAAAGAAUGCGGGCACUAACAUGGAUCCUUCAUCGACAACUUUUGAUAACACCUACUACAAGCUAAUACUCCAGAAGAAGAGUCUGUUCUCUUCAGAGCAGGCUCUUCUCACAAUUCCAAGGACAAAAGAUUUGGUUUCAAAGUAUGCAAGCUCGAAAAAAGCUUUUAACACAACAUUCGUUAAUUCUAUGAUUAAGAUGAGCAGCAUCACAGGAGGUCAAGAGGUUAGAAAGGAUUGUCGAGUGGUAAACUGA
This is a messenger RNA of Fraxinus pennsylvanica, 954 nucleotides long. The record is from the annotation of a GenBank genome assembly. Lineage: Eukaryota; Viridiplantae; Streptophyta; Magnoliopsida; Lamiales; Oleaceae.